AUGCAAUCAGAUAACGAUACCAAAAAGGUUGAACAAACGGUAGAAAUUGAACCAAUUGUUUCUACUACUCCUACUACUGGAACCAAACGUCACUUCAAAUAUGAUGCCGAAGAACGUGCUGCUAGACUUGCUGGAGGUGUCAAAUUGAAAGAUGCCCUUAUGAUUCUUUGUGCUGGUUUUGCCUUAAUUUCUGAUGGUUAUCAAAAUAAUGUUAUGUCUAUGUUAAACAAGGUUUUCGCUCUUGAACAUCCAACAGAAUAUACUGCUGUUAUGUCUACUCAAGUUUCUAAUGCUUCCCUUGUAGGUACCAUUUUUGGUCAAGUUGUUAUUGGGUUAACUUCUGAUUAUAUUGGUAGAAAAUGGUCCAUUGUCACUGCUACUUGUUUCUUAAUCUUUGGUACUAUUAUGUGUGCCGCUUCUCAUGGUGCUACUAUUAAUGGUAUGUUUUGGAUGUUGACUAUUUUCAGAGGUGUUACUGGUUUUGGUAUUGGUGCCGAAUAUCCAUCUUCAUCCGUCACUGCUUCUGAAGCAGCCAAUGAAUCUGUCAAGAAAAGAGGUGGUGCUUUCAUUUUGGCGACUAAUUUGCCAUUAUCUUUCGGUGGUCCAUUUGCUUUAAUUAUCUUUUUGGUUGUCAAUAGAAUUACCGGUAGCAACCAUCUUGAUGCAUUAUGGAGAACUAUGUUUGCCAUUGGUGCUUUCUGGCCACUUUCUGUUUUCUAUUUUAGAAUGAAAAUGGUUACUUCUGAAUUAUAUACCAAGUCUGCAAUUAAAGCUAGAGUUCCAUAUUGGUUAGCAAUCAAGUUUUAUUGGCGAAGAUUGAUUGGUACAAUGGUUGCUUGGUUCCUUUAUGAUUUUGUUACUUUCCCUAAUGGUAUUUUCUCAGCUGGUAUCAUUUCUAAUGUAAUUAAGGAUCCUACCGAUUUAGAAACAAUUGCCGAAUGGAAUUUGUUAUUAGGUGUAAUUGCUUUACCAGGUGUCUUGAUCGGUGCUUACUUGAACGAUAUCAUUGGUAGAAAAUAUACCAUUAUGUUAGGGUUCUCAGGAUACAUCGUCUUUGGAUUGAUUGUCGGCUUAGCAUAUGACAAAGUCAAAAAUAUCACCGCAUUGUUCAUCGUUCUUUAUGGUUUAAUGAUGUCAUGUGGUAACUUAGGUCCAGGUGAUGGUAUGGGUUUGAUUUCAUCUGAAUCUUAUGCUACUCCAAUCAGAGGUACUGCUUAUGGUAUCAGUGCUGCAAUUGGUAAGGUUGGUGCUGUUGUUGGUACCAAGACCUUCACUCCUAUUCAACUUAAUUUAGGUCCUAGGUGGACUUUUAUCAUUGCUGCUAUUUGUGGUUUAGCUGGUGUUUUGGUUACGUUUAUCUUUGUCCCACAUUUGAAAGAAGAUGAUUUAAUGGAACAAGAUAUUUUGUUUAAGAACUAUUUGAUUGAUAAUGGUUGGGAAGGUAAGUUUGGUAUUAAAGAAUAUGAUGUUGAAGAAGAUUUGAUUUCUGAAGAAGAUGAUAAGGAAAUCAGUGAAGGUGAAGAAAUUCAACAACAAAAAUAG
Molecule: messenger RNA, 1542 nt
Organism: Hemisphaericaspora subhashii
Lineage: Eukaryota; Fungi; Ascomycota; Pichiomycetes; Serinales; Debaryomycetaceae
Gene: GIT1
Product: Git1p
Exons: 1
Coding region: 1-1542 (513 amino acids)
Biological process (GO): transmembrane transport; carboxylic acid transport
Cellular component (GO): plasma membrane
Molecular function (GO): carboxylic acid transmembrane transporter activity
Source: RefSeq, a predicted model, not a curated record